CAUCACGCAAAGCACCUUUAUUUAUCUCGAUUUAUCGACCCCUACAAUACGUCGACAGGAUGUGCAUGCUUGCGACUAUUCUUGUUUUUCAGUACCUGCCUCAAAUUCCAAGCCAUAAUUGAAAUGCCGCCUCUACAGCCCGCCUCCAUCAAGGCUCUCCGGGCGCAGUCGGAGCCCUUGCCGUUCGCCAUCGCCCCCGUUAAUUCCUCGAAUGCCUUCAAAUCCACCCACACACGCAGUCUUCCUCUCGCAAAGCGAUGGGACGAUCAUUGGAGUAUCGAAAGUCGGGGCUUUGAAGGUUCAGCGUUGAAAGAGUCCGCAAACCAGCCCAGUGACCGCAAGGUCAUCUCCCUGGGCACCGGACGGCCCACCGCAGACUACUAUCCAUGGGACUCGGUGACAAUCGAGUCGAUGCCACCCACACUAGCCGGCGAGCCUUCCAGUCAUCAGACCACGAUAGCCAAGUACACGGACACGUUCAAUCUGGCCAAUGGGCUCAACUACAGCAGUGGGGCUGGCUUCCCUCAUCUACUCCGAUUCUUUACAGAACACGUGGAGAUGAUGCAUCAACCGCGGUACUCCGACUGGGCCGUCUGUCUUUCGUGCGGCUCGACGUCUGCGCUGGACAUUGCUUACCGGAUCUUCUGCAACCGAGGAGAUACUAUUCUCACUGAGUGCUAUACCUACCCUGGCGCCGUGGAAAGAGCAGGCCUGCAGGGCAUCCGAGUGCAGGGAGUGGCCAUGGAUGCAGAAGGACUGCGCCCGGAUGUCUUGGACGAGAUACUACGAAACUGGGACACCUCGGCUUCUUCCAAGCCACGUGUCUUGUACAUGAUCCCCACCGGGCAAAACCCGACCGGGGUUACUCAGGGUCUGCCUAGACGGGAACAGAUAUAUCAGAUUGCGGAGACACACGACCUGAUUAUCAUCGAAGAUGACCCAUAUUACUGUCUGCGUCUGGGCAUGCAGUGUGCCAACGAGCUCAAUGGGCAGGGUAAUGGAGGUGAUAGCGUGCUCACCGCCAUCGACAGGUUUCAGGCGCAGGCAGUCCCAUCCUAUCUCUCGAUCGAUCGAUCUGGUCGCGUCGUCCGCUUAGAUUCAACAUCCAAGAUCCUGGCGCCUGGUCUUCGUGCUGGGUGGGUGACUGCCUCAUUGCAGGCCAUUCGCAAAUUCGUGGCCUACCAGGAGGUCUCGACACUGGGAGUCAAUGGGCCGACGCAGCUCAUGCUUUGGAAAUUGCUCGAUGAGACGUGGGGUCACGAAGGCUUUUUGUUGUGGCUGUCGAAUCUCUCACGGCAGUACCAGUUACGUCGUGAUAUUCUGGUGCGGGCUUGUGAAAAGUAUCUCCCUCGCGGACUUGUGUCUUGGAAUUGUCCCCAGUAUGGGAUGUUUCUCUGGCUGCAGCUCGAUUACCGCCAGCACCCCCUGCUUCGCCACCAGACGACAACCGAAUUCAGUAUGGAGACUUUUUUGGUCGAGAUGGAAAGUCGGAUUGUGUCGAGGUCUCUAGAGCAAGGAGUGCAGGUCACGAAGGGGUCAUUAUUCUCGCCUAGCCCGAAGCGCCAGGGAAUGUUCUACAUCCGAUUGACGUCUGCGGCUGCACUGGUGAAGGAUUUGAGCGAGGGUGUCAAGCUUUUGUCCGAUGUAUUGCGGGAGGAGUUUGCCUUGGAAGCCCAUAUGAUGUAGCAAUAACGUGGAACUGGCCUGGUCUCUUCAUUUUACUUCCAAUCUAUGAAAGAACGCUAGGUAGGUUUGACACAUGACCAAUUUGGAACAUGGAAAUUCUAUUCUAUCGAUUGGGGUCGGGCUGCUUGUUUGUAAGUUUCAUAUGGCUGGUGCAUGAGUAUC
Aspergillus fijiensis CBS 313.89 is the source of this 1848-nucleotide messenger RNA. RefSeq names its product aminotransferase-like domain-containing protein. Gene Ontology annotation, biological process: L-tyrosine biosynthetic process; aromatic amino acid catabolic process. NCBI's taxonomy places the organism in Eukaryota, Fungi, Ascomycota, Eurotiomycetes, Eurotiales, Aspergillaceae. The transcript has a single exon. The record is from RefSeq and is a predicted model, not a curated record. The coding region runs from base 124 to 1686 and encodes 520 amino acids. Gene Ontology annotation, molecular function: pyridoxal phosphate binding; L-2-aminoadipate:2-oxoglutarate transaminase activity; aromatic-amino-acid:2-oxoglutarate transaminase activity.